Messenger RNA from Epinephelus moara (kelp grouper), 3759 nucleotides. Its product is annotated as cell adhesion molecule 2-like. The transcript is spliced from 12 exons. Lineage: Eukaryota; Metazoa; Chordata; Actinopteri; Perciformes; Serranidae. The coding region runs from base 301 to 1653 and encodes 450 amino acids. The record is from RefSeq and is a predicted model, not a curated record.
UGCAGCGAGUUAAAGAGAAAGGCAAUAAAGGGAGGCAGGAGCUGCACUUUGCCGACGAGCAUCUCUGCCGUCCUGCUAGACUAGGCUACAGUAAUCACUGCCCCCGGAUCUGCGAAAAAUACACAGGGACUUCUCUGGAAAAGGCAGAGUUCAUCAAUGUAACUCCGGUCAGUCCGAAGCUGCGCCGUUUACCUGGAUAAGUCCAUCCCGAGGAGAAGAGACAGAAAGAGAGACAAAAAAAAGACAGAGACAAACGCGAGUGGAGUGUCGACGUAAAACUGUGAAGGAAAAGAGAAGAAUAUGAUUGUCAAGCAGCACUUGAUCUUCAUCCUUUACAGCCUCUGUGCAAGCGUCUUUAAAGUGGCUGGGACAAAAAGCAAAGCGAAAGGUAGCCAAGGUCAGUUCCCCAUAACUCAGAAUGUGACAGUGGUGGAGGGGGGCACAGCCAACAUGACCUGUCGUGUGGAUUACAAUGAUAACACUUCCCUCCAGUGGUCAAACCCUGCACAACAGACCCUAUUCUUUGGGGACAAGAAAGCUUUGAGGGACCACAGAAUCGAGUUGGUGCGAGCCUCGACGCAGGAGCUCACCAUCAGAAUCAGUGACGUCAGCCUGUCAGACGAGGGCCAGUACACCUGCUCGCUCUUCACCAUGCCUGUCAAGACCACCAAGGCCUUUCUCACUGUUCUGGGAGUGCCAGGACGGCCAGAGAUCACAGGAUUCACCAAGCCUGCCAUGGAGGGAGACGUAAUCACCCUGACGUGCACCACACCGGGCAGCAAACCAGCUGCCAAUAUCCGGUGGUUCCGAAAUGACAAGGAGGUCCAAGGCACUAAGGAGGUGAAUGCCACAGGAAAAUCAUUCACAGUGAGGAGUAGCCUCCAGUUCCAUGUGGACAGACGGGACGAUGGCGUCGCCUACACCUGCAGUGUGGAGCAUGUGUCUCUGUCGAACCCCUACAUGACAACCGAGGUCCUGGAGGUCCACUAUGCUCCCCAUCUGGAGAUCAAAAAAUCACUGAUUAUCCCACAGGAAGGGCAAUACUUCAAAUUGGAGUGUGUGUCCAUAGGCAACCCAAUACCUGAACCAGUGUUGUGGUCUAAAGAUGGAGGGGAGCUGCCAGACAUUGAGCGUAUGAUUGUGGAAGGCAGGGAACUAACCAUCACCACACUAAAUAAAACAGACAAUGGCACAUACCGCUGCGAGGCCAGCAACCACCUGGGGACUGGCAGUGCUGAAUAUAUACUGUUUGUAUAUGCAGACGUCAUCACCUUAGUGCCUCCAUCUUCAGCUCCCCCGGCUCCCUUUCUAGCCUCCAUUCCCCCAGUCCUGCUAAUGCCGACAUUCUCACAUCAGGCAAAGGCAGUCACAGCUGCGUUUGCAGCCAAAGACUUUCCAGGGCCUACAACAGAUCCUAAUGCUUUAGGACAACAUGGACCUGACCACGCUCUAAUCGGUGGUGUUGUUGCAGUCGUGGUCUUCAUCACCUUGUGUCUGAUAAUAGUUCUUGGACGAUAUCUGGCCAGACAUAAAGGGACAUAUCUAACACACGAGGCCAAAGGAGCAGAGGAUGCCCCCGACGCAGACACAGCCAUCAUCAAUGCUGAGGGAAACCAUGUGCAUGCAGAGGAAAAGAAAGAGUACUUCAUUUAGACUUCCGUUACUCUUUUCCUUCGUUUCAACUUCUGACAGCAGACGUGCAAUUUUAAGCUGCCUCAGCGUCACUACAUGGUCUGUUUUACUUUCCUUAUUAUCUUUUGUCUUUUACAGAAAGCUCAUGCUUGGAUAUGCUUGUUUUCAAAGCAUCCGCUGACAAUAUAGCCUUCUCCUUUUGUAAUCAAUGUAACCCAUGUACAAUUGGAUUAUUUCCAUUUCAGUUUUAUGGUGCCUAAAUGCUGUAUAUUUUUCUGCAUUUCUUUUAUUGCUUGCUUUUCUUCUUCACUCUAUUACUUUUCGUGUUAUACAACUUUUGCAGAUUUUUUAAAAUUCAGAAUCAACAAGAAACGUGCUUCAGCUCAAGUUAGAGUCAAGUCUUAGCUUUUUGAAAUGUUUUGCUUCAAAAGCAGAAUAUGUUUAAACAUCAAUUUAUCAAACAUUAAACAGGAUUAAACAGAUAUUGCCUGGAGCAUACCCCACCACAGCCAUACUGCAUACAUUCAAAAUAUCAUAUGACUGACCAGACACUUUGACAAAACAAAACAUAGAAGCACAAUCUAUGUGAUUUGUUUCUAGAUUAAAUCAACUCCCUCUUAGCACUGUCUGUAUAUUUCUGCAUUGAUGUAUGAUUCUCAGUUUUCACUCAUGCUGUUGAUUUGUACCAACAGAGAACAAGUUAGAAAAUUAAAGCACAAAGUCUGAGGACUAACAUGGAGGGAAAACACAUCAACUGUUUCUUGUCUCAGGAUUCAAUAUGAGUCUAGAUGGAGAGAUGGUGUCAGACAUGUGAUGAAGAUUUCAGUACACUUGCAGUUAUCGUCAUGGAUGAGGAACUUUAAUUUUGGUUGCCGAUUUGAUGUAAGAUCAAAACUGAAUGAGUGGAACCUUGUGGGGGUUCAUUAUUUAUGUUGAAUUUUAUUGAACAACUAUGCUCAAUGUGUGGAUAUUGCUGUAAAAUACUUUGCUAACGUGAAUAUUGGUGAACAAUAUUGUUGAAUCUUGGGAUCCCUGACAUAUUACAAUUUGUAUAUUAGCAUAUACAGUAUUUAAAGUAUUCCACAAGUCUUCUUUUUUUCCCAUUUAUCUAACAAGAGGUUGUUUUGCCUGGUGGCAUGUAAAUAAUGUGUAAGUAUUGAAUUUUAGUAAAAGAUAAAAGAAUGGUUAUAGCUUUUAAUUUCAGGUCUUAUCAGUUCCCAUCAUUUUGAUGAGAUUCUUUUCACAUUUUUGAAAGUUUUUUCAAACAGGGAUUCUAAUGAAUUGCUUAAAAUGUAAAAGAAAAAAAAAUCUGGUCAAAUAUAUGUAUUUAUUAUUAUGAUUGAUUGACAUUUAUUAUAUAAUACUAUAUUGAUUGAUAUUAUUGCUGUUAUUACUAAAGUAGUUGUCUGACAUUAACUUUUCCAUUUUUUAAUUCUGUAACUUAUCAUAAAAGAAAAAAAACAAUACAAGGAUCACCGUUAUGGCCUUUGAGUUUGCUGCAAACAGUACUAAUGACAUGUUGAGGCAUUGGUGAAUCAGACAUGCCCUCACUGUAUAUAGUCACUGUAUCAAAGACAUUGAACCACAUUGCCAAUGCUCAUACAUGUUAUUUUGUUAGUUCAGUAUGAUGCUAUAAAUAACUCAUUUUGUACAAAGUUUUAAUCGCUGUAAUUAAUUUGCUUUUUAUGGGGGAUGUGUGAGGUUUGCUUUUUUCUCAGUAUUGAAUAUUCAUUUUUCAACUAUGCCACUGUAAAAAAAAAAAGAAAGAAAGAAAAGACAGAAGAGAGACAAAGUCUGGAUUAAAAAAUGAACAACUUGAAAACUGCCAUUUUGUUGUGACUAGGUUUGUACUUUGAAAUGCACUCAAGAGUAAUUCUUCUUGCUCGUGAAUUACAGUGCUAUUACCCACAGUCACAAUAUCAGUCUGCAUGUCUACAGUUAUAUAAAAGAGAGCAUAUGUUGAUGGACAGCACUAUGACCAAAGCACUGUAAUUGUUAUUCCAUGCAACUGUUAAGUAUUACUUAGCCUUUAGUAUUAAUAAUAUAUGCAAAGUGUUGAAGGAUUAAAAAAACAUGAAGCUCCUCAGGAAGAUUGCCCGAGGCUCUCAGCUCUGCUCAUGAUUUGUG